UUUUAGUGUUUCAUUUUUGUAAACAAAUUUACAAUCAGAAAUUUUUUACUUUCUUUUUGUCCUACACAUACUUAAAUGUUGUCUUCUUAAAAAUGAAUUUAUAUUGCUUUCUGACUUUUGCAUUGCUGCUUACGCAUAGCAAGUCCGCCGAUAUUGUUAAACCGGCGCCCAUAGACAGCACGAAAGUUAACUAUCUUGAGGCGGGCGAAACAUUCAGCUAUGUGCCAAUUAGUAAACGGCGGGGUUUCUUUGAGAGAGAACUGCGAACUUAUUGCUAUAAGGGUGAGGACAAAACUUUGGGACGUCUUUUCGAGACGGUAGAAUUGAUUCUGGAGAUUGAGGGCGAUGAUUAUACUCAAUAUGACGGGGCCACACCAGAGGAUGUGCAGCAGCACUACGACGAUCAUCGUUCGCUGUUCAGUUUUAAUUUGUUUAGUCAAAAGCGUAGCCGUUUGACUUUGUCUCCCUUUGCUUCCAACUGCCUGGGCGUAGAGACCAUCGAACCAUACCGUAUACGUUUGCAUAGAAUACGUGUGGACUUUUGGCGUGUGAUACAAUUAUUAAUUGCCCUCAUUGCAUUUCAAUAUGCCGGAGGAUUGUCCAAUAAUUCAUUAUUCUAUUACAUCACUGGCGUGACGUUGGGUAUAUGCUCAUCAUUCAUGCUCCUGAUAUGGUUAUCGAGCAAAUUGGUUCCAAGAAAAACUAUGAUGUAUGGUGUCUUAAUUGGUGGCUGGACCAUUGGUUUAUAUGUCAUUCAGAUGUUAUGGGAAAAUCUACAAGUCAUCAUCGUCACAUAUCGUACCUAUGUUUUCUGGUAUAUUUUAGUUACCGGUAUUGUGUCUUUCUUUUUCUGCUAUCGCUGGGGUCCGCCAACCAAUAAACGUUCGAAAAAUAUUGUCAAAUGGUUGCUACAACUGAUGUCUUUGGUUCUCAUCUACUUAUCGAGCCAUUAUGAGGAGGCAACCGCUGCUUUUAUUAUAAUAGCCAUAAUAAUUCAUUACUUCCCUCGUUCGUUGUGGUAUAAAGGUCGUGCAUUUUGGUUGCGCAAAUUUCCACCCAAACGUCGUUUACUUACUAGUGAAGAAUACUAUGAACAAGGAGUACGAGAGACAACCAAAAGUUUGGAAGAAUUACGAAAAUUUGCCAGUAGUCCGGAAUGUCGCCAUUGGAGGCUUAUGAGCAAACUACGAGACCCAAUGCGCUUUGCAGCCUUCGUUGAGGGUGCUUCACACUUGCGUGAUGAGGAAAUACUUCACUAUGAAUCAUCCAGAAAUGGCGAUGAUGAUUCCGAUUCAGAUAUUAGUCUCAAUGAUAGUGAAGCUGAGGAAAAUAUCCAAUACCAUUAUGACAAAAGUCAGCGAUCUCAAAUGCGUCGUCAAACCCGCGAUGAUAUAAGUGAAGAUGAAGAUUUAAAUGAUGGCUACGAAGGUAGAGGUGUUGGCGAUAGUAUUUACAGAAGUGGCGUGUCUUUAAUGAGUAAUGAUAAAUCGCGGUAUAAUUAUAGCCGAACCUCAACAAACUCACCACCAAAACAAAGACUAAGAAAUUUAACUCCAACGACCACCAACUACCGUUCUUCCAGCUACUCAAGUGUUACACGUUCAGCUACCAGAAGAGCAUCUGCGCGUCGGGACGUUGAUGGAGAAUACAGUGAUGAGUGACUCUAAUUUAUUGAUAUAAGUACGUAUGUAAUAAAUGUCCAUGUGUUUGCUUACGCUACAGCUCAAACGUAAACAGUCAAUGUGUACAAAAUGGAGAACCUGACUUUUAUUUUCGUUGUUAAAAAUUCCCUAUUAUACUUUAUGUUUUUAUUGAAAUGCUUAA
Molecule: messenger RNA, 1824 nt
Organism: Stomoxys calcitrans (stable fly)
Lineage: Eukaryota; Metazoa; Arthropoda; Insecta; Diptera; Muscidae
Product: nuclear envelope integral membrane protein
Exons: 4
Coding region: 93-1661 (522 amino acids)
Cellular component (GO): nuclear envelope
Source: RefSeq, a predicted model, not a curated record